Molecule: messenger RNA, 456 nt
Organism: Orbicella faveolata
Lineage: Eukaryota; Metazoa; Cnidaria; Anthozoa; Scleractinia; Merulinidae
Product: hemicentin-2-like
Source: RefSeq, a predicted model, not a curated record
AUGAGUGAGCUUGUGUUAAUUUCAUUACGUUAUUUAGGACCACGAGGGUUACCAGGCCUUCCCGGUUCACCUGGACCUACUGGUCCCCAGGGUGCUCCUGGUAGAAGAGGAAGAAAGGGAACUACGGGUCCCCCUGGACCCCAGGGAAAACGAGGUAGCAGAGGAUUACCAGGACCCCCCGGACCUGCAGGCCCGUCUGGUAAAUCAAUACAACGUGAAGCAAGUCCUAGUAGUGGACGUCAGUUAGGACCACGAGGGCUACCAGGCCUUCCCGGUUCACCUGGACCUACUGGUCCCCAGGGUCCUCCUGGUAAAAGAGGAGGAAGGGAACUACGGGUCUUCCUGGACCCCAGGGAAAACGAGGCAGCAGAGGGUUACCAGGACCUCCCGGACCUGCAGGCCCGUCUGGUAAAUCAAUACAACGUGGAGCAAUUCCUAGUAAUGGACGUCAGUUAG